AAAGUUCCCUAGUCAAAGUUCUGCAUAAAAAGGCCUUAAGCUGCUAUGGAAACUCAUUCCAAGAAAAUGGCAGAAGUCAAGCUCUUCAGAACAUGGUCUAGCCGUUUUGCUUUGAGAAUAGUCUGGGCACUGAAGCUCAAAGAUGUCCAAUAUGAUACCAUCUUUGAAGAUCUCUCAAACAAAAGCCCUCUGCUUCUUCAAUACAACCCUGUUCAUAAGAAGGUUCCAGUGCUUGUGCACAAUGGAAAAUCAGUUGCUGAAUCACUUGUGAUCCUUGAAUACAUUGAAGAAACAUGGAAACAGAACCCUUUGCUAUCCGAAGAUCCUCACGAAAGAGCCGCUGCACGCUUUUGGGCAAAAUUUGGUGAUGAAAAGGUAUUGCCAUCUAUUUGGGAAGCCUUCAACAGUGAAGGGAAAGAGCAAGAGGAAGGUAUUGUGAAGGCCAAGGAGAACUUGAAGUACCUGGAAGAGGAGCUAAAAGGGAAGAAAUUCUUUGGGGGAGAGCAUAUUGGAUUUGCAGAUAUUGCACUUGGAUGGCUUGCAGAACUUGAGAAUGUGUUUGAAGAGGUAGCUAGCAUGAAAGUGAUAGCAGAAGAUGAGUUUCCAUUGUUAUCAGAAUGGAAAAGGACUUUUGCAGAUGCUCCUAUAAUCAAAGAGAAUUGGCCUCCCAGAGACAAACUUGUCACCAAAUAUCAGGCUUUUCGAGAGGCCAACCUCUUGAACAAGGCACCUAAAUGAAAUGGUUUGUGACACCAGAGAAGAAUAGCAGCAGAAGACUAGAUGAAAAUCUGUGUUUCCAAAUGAAGUUCAAACUCCAGUAUCAAAUACUCGAGGCAUAUAAAAUUUUCUUUUUGUCA
This is a messenger RNA of Rosa rugosa (rugosa rose), 857 nucleotides long. Its product is annotated as probable glutathione S-transferase. Bases 46 to 738 code for a protein of 230 amino acids. The transcript has 2 exons. Gene Ontology annotation, molecular function: glutathione transferase activity. The record is from RefSeq and is a predicted model, not a curated record. Gene Ontology annotation, biological process: glutathione metabolic process. NCBI's taxonomy places the organism in Eukaryota, Viridiplantae, Streptophyta, Magnoliopsida, Rosales, Rosaceae. Gene Ontology annotation, cellular component: cytoplasm.